CGACUGGAGUGGUGGAGUCUUAGUUGAAUCGCCAAAGCCACCGAACUUACCUGUUCGCAGCCUCGUCUGGUUGUGUGUGCGCGUCCGCGUGUGCCAGUGUGCCUUAGUCUCUCUUGUGUCGUGCCGUGUCUCACUCAGAAAUUCUAGAAUUGGAUCAACCCAAAUUGCCGGUUUCCAUUCGAUCAAAAAAUCAACAGGAGGGAAAAAGAAAUAAGACGGAACAACUUUUGGGGUUUUAAAAAGCCAACCAUUUGGACCGCCCAGUGUUUUGUUUCAUUUGGAGCUCGAGUGUGGGAACAACGACGACGUCGAGCGUCGGCGUCGCGAUCAUUUGAUUGGCGGGCGGCAACCCCCUUUGAAUCCUGCCCGAAAAACAAGAGAGCGGCGAAUUCCGUGCCAAUUACUCUACAACAAAAUGAUGUCUGAAGACAUGAUGAACGGCGUCGGAGCACCGAAGACGUCCGCACCACCUUCUCCACCGAUUCACCGCAGCGGCGCCGACAAUGAGGCGGGCAGCGCCGGCAUCGCGGAGGCCAUUUUCGUCCGCAACGCCUGCAAGAGUUAUGGCGUCGGCAAGCGCCGGUCCACCGUCUUGCGCGGACUCGACAUGAACGUCAAAAAAGGAACCAUAUACGGAUUGCUCGGAGCCAGCGGCUGCGGUAAGACGACUCUACUCAGCUGCAUCGUUGGCCGGCGCAGCUUCGACAGCGGCGAGGUGCUGGUGUUUGGUGGAGAGCCGGGUUCGGUCGAAAGCGGGAUCCCCGGUCCGCGGGUCGGCUACAUGCCGCAGGAAUUGGCCCUUUACGGCGAAUUCACCAUCAAAGAGACGCUGCAGUACUUUGGGCGCAUCUACAAUUUGCCGACCGCCUUCGUCAAAUCGCAGAUGGAGUUUCUGUUUAACCUGCUCGAUUUGCCGCCCGGUCAUCGCUACGUCAAAACGCUCAGCGGCGGCCAACAGCGACGCGUUUCAUUCGCCGUCGCUCUGUUUCACGAGCCCGAGCUGCUCAUCCUGGACGAACCGACAGUCGGAGUCGAUCCGUUGCUCCGCCAAAGCAUCUGGAACCACUUGGUCCGUCUGAGUACCGACCAUGGCCGGACGGUCAUCAUCACCACCCAUUACAUCGAAGAAGCCAGACAGGCUCACACGAUUGGCCUGAUGCGUUCUGGUCACCUGCUGGCCGAAGAGUCGCCCCACAACCUGCUUUCUCUGCACGGAUUGAGCACGCUUGAAGACGUCUUCCUCAAGUUGUGCAUGAAGGAUGGCGUCGUCAAGCACGCUACGGCGCCCGUCGUCGCCACCAUUACCAACGGCAAAACUGGCUACCCCAAUAUGGCUCACCAACAGGACCUGGAGGGUCACGACAACCCUGCCUACGUCCAGACUUUCAAUAAUGUGGAUGCCAUCACGACCGACAUCGAACAUCAACACCACAACAGCCAAGAUGAAGAAGAGGAUCACACAGCUCUAGCGCAACUUUCAAUCAUUCCUUUUGGAGCCCAAUACUGGAAGAAUACGAAAUCCAUCCUACCGGUAGCCGAUGAGGAUGGCAUUGUUGGAUUGACUUUCAGUCCGUCUGGUGACAGUAUGGUGCACACAUACAGCAACAAGGCGUCCAACAACCAGCAGCAGCACAUCAACCAAAUGAACGCGUUCAACAAUCACGGCAACGACGACUCGGCCACCGCCACCUUCGACACGAAAGAAGGUCUCUUCAACUUGAAGCACGGCGGGAGCAGCACCAAUGGAAGCAGCUCGAGCACGGCCAGCUGCAGUAGCUCCAGCAGCAACGCGGGAGACACUAGCAGCAGUUGCGGGAGCACGGCGGCCAGCAGCCGGGCGGUUGGCAAGCGCCGCAGCGGCACUUUCAAAUUGGCCAUUCCAUCGUGGCAUCGCAGCGCUGCGCUCAUCCGCAAGAAUUUCAUGCAGACGUUCCGCAACAUUGGAAUGUUCUUGUUCAUUUUCCUUUUGCCGGCCGCUCAAGCCAUCCUCUUCUGUUUGGCUAUCGGCCGAGAUCCUUCUUUCCUGAAGAUGGCCAUUGUUAACGACGAACUGGAUCCGAGUCAGGGCCGCGUUUGCAACUAUACGACGGACUGUUCGUAUUCCAUGUUCAGUUGUCGCUAUCUCCGAUUCAUAGACAAUACGACGAUAGUCCAGGUUCCAUUCAAAAGUUUAUCGGACGCCAUAGACGCGACGAAACGGGGCGAAGUGUGGGGCGUGGUCCAUUUCGGGCAGAAUUUCACGGACGAGCUGGUCGUCCGUCAAGCGGAUGGCAAUCAUGCGGACAAUGAAACGAUCCUCGCCAGCCGCAUUGCCAUCACCCUGGAUUGGUCCAAUCAACAGAUUUCGCUGACUCUCCAACGGCGCCUCAUUGAGGCAUUUGAAGACUUCAGCAAAGACGUUUUGUCCGCCUGCUCCUACGAGCCUGCGGCCGCCAGCAUCCCCGUCACGUUUUUGGAUCCCAUCUACGGCGAAAAGAAACCAUCCUUCACGGAGUUUAUGGCUCCCGGUAUUAUUCUAACUAUCGUCUAUUUUAUUGCCGUCGCCCUGACAGCUGCCGUGUUCAUCAACGAGCGAAAGUCUGGACUCCUCGACCGUAGCAUUGUGGCCGGUGUCCAAAUGACUGAAAUUAUGUUGGCUCAUCUGGUCAACCAGUUUACUGUCCUCAUUGGCCAGACGGCCCUUGUCUUCUUGUUCAUGCUUCUCGUUUUCAACAUCGCUUGCCACGGCAGCCUGGCCCUGGCCGUUUUCAUCACUCUCCUUCAGGGAUUGUGCGGCAUGUCUUAUGGUCUGGUGGUGUCGACUCUGUGCGACGAAGAGACCAGCGCCAUCCACCUCUCGCUGGGCAGCUUCUACCCGAAUCUCUUGCUCAGCGGUGUUCUAUGGCCGAUGGAGGGCAUGCCCGUCUACUUGCGUUACGUUUCCUACUUCCUGCCGCAGACGUACGCCGUUGAGUCGCUGAGGAACGUCUUCGGCCGAGGCUGGGGAAUUGAGCGGCCCGAAGUCUACUUUGGCAUCGUCAUCAGCUUCAGCUGGAUUUUCGCCCUCUUGGCGCUCAGUCUUAUCGUCGUGCGUAUCCGCAAGUACACGGGUUAGAACUGCUCACGCGCGGGUGCGGUUAAGGAACAAAUUAGAAGCAACGACACAGUAGGAAAAAAAAGAAAAGAGACGAAGGUCGUGUCAUUCCAGACGGGGAAAAAAAAGCAAGUUCAUCAUUUUAUCUUUAUUAUAUGACGCAAAAAACAAAAAAAUUGUACGGGCUCCUUUUUUUCUCGUUCCCGGGUUAUUAUCUCUUCAACGUGUCGACACUUAAAAGAAAGAAAAAAAACGCAAAAAGAGUUUUACCUACAUUUUUCUAUUUGUUUGAAUUUUUUGGGAAAGUAGUGAUUUGUGUGUGCGUGUGUAUGUGUGCGUAGACCCGCGUAUUCCGUUCCGCUUGUCGAAAUGUCUGCUCAAAGACGCAUCUGAUAUCCUCGUACGUUUCACGUCCACUUCAAACAUGGGCUCUCCUCUGCACAGCAAACGACUGGACCGGGGAAGCCUUUUUUAUUUAAAGAAAAAAAACACUUCAUGGAUAUAUGAUGACAUGAUGUUGGUCCUUUCCACUUCUUUCAAGCACAUCUGGAUAAAAUAUUUUUGACAUUUUUGCGUUCCCAUCACAUGACUUUUGUACAUCCCCCCCUAGACAUCAAUUCCUCUGGAUUGAUUUCCCAUUUGAAUUUUCCAUCAAACGGCGCGAAACCGUUUUUUGAAGUGGCUCGUUCCACUUUGAAAAUGUGAAAGCGCUUUGUGUCACAGUGUAUGUAUGCUUGGUCCCCCUUUAUUUUUUAGUUUAUUUCUAUUUUUAUAAAUAUGCAGGAUGUGUUCUUUAACGUUCGAUUUUUACAAUUAUCUUAUCUUAUUCAAAGCGUUAGGUCAAUGCGAUUCUCGUCCUCUCCCGAUUGAUUUCGUUAGAUUUACAUUUUUGACAAGUCCUCGCUCCCAAUAUUUGGAUUUUUCUUUGCUCUUUGAUAUCGUUUUUUAAAUAAAUUUAAAAUCAAUAGUAUCUGCGUCUGCGUCUCGAUCGUGUGUGAAUGAAUUUUUUUUUGAAUUUUUUAAAAUUUUAUUCUUUCCGACUGUAAUGUUUGAGUGACUGCGACAAAAGGUGUGCAAGUGAGUACGAAGAUGAGCGGCGUUAAAAAAACAACAACACAAUUUUCAAUUCAUUUCCGGGGGGUUAUUUCCAUCAUUUUUUUUAAGAAUAUUUGUAUUAUUUCACUGCUAAAAAGGAAAUGGCCACCCAUUCACUUUUGCUAAGUUUUUCCACCCAAUUCUGUAUGACAUGGAAUUCUGAUUCGACUUUGUAGCGUCACGUCAUCAUUUCAGCAUUUGCUCAAAUCGUCGCUCUCCUUUAUUUUCUUUACAAAAUAAUUUGACUGAAUAUGUAUUGUUGCACCAAUUCAAAUCAGCAAAUUACUCCGCAACUUCUUUCUCACUUUCAUAAUAGUUUUUUUUUAUUCUUUUUUUUUAUGAUGAAAAAUGCCAAUUCAGAUGUGCUACAUUAUAAACAAAAAAAAGUAUGUCGUGUGAAAGAAAUAGAUUGUAAUACAUGCCCCCCUCCAGCCCCUCAAUCGACUCUUGAAUAAAAAUUGUUCAUCCCGUA
Molecule: messenger RNA, 4640 nt
Organism: Daphnia pulex (common water flea)
Lineage: Eukaryota; Metazoa; Arthropoda; Branchiopoda; Diplostraca; Daphniidae
Product: ABC transporter G family member 20-like
Exons: 14
Coding region: 416-3094 (892 amino acids)
Cellular component (GO): membrane
Molecular function (GO): ATP binding; ABC-type transporter activity; ATP hydrolysis activity
Source: RefSeq, a predicted model, not a curated record